AUGGCAUUGUUUGAUUUCAACGUAUUACAGUUCAUCGGCAAAGGAUGUUACUCUAUGGUAUAUGAAGUAUCGCCGAAAAAUGAUCAGGAAAAUUCGUCGAUAUAUGCAUUCAAACGAAUUUUCAUACAGGAACCUAAUGCAGUUGAGUGUGCCAAACGGGAGCGGAACAUUCUCGUGCGUCUUGCUGAAGACACAAAUUCUUCUCCUUUUAUACCCACUCUCUAUUACUCGUAUAUUUUGAAAAAUUCUCCUGUCCUUAUUCUCCAUCGUGGAAGCGGCUGGGAUUUAUUUCAACUAUUAACUAGGCAAAGGCUACUAAGUGAACAUGAUUCUCGAUUCUACGCCUCUGAGAUUGUCUGUGGUUUGGAGUAUCUUCAUUCCAUGCAAAUUGUACAUUUAGAUCUCAAGCCUGAGAACAUUCUCUUGGAUAAGAGUGGUCAUCUUAUCAUUUCGGAUUUCGAUCGUUCGUUUGAUCUUUCUCUUGACCAAAUUCCUAAACCUAGUGACUUCGGUGGUACCCUUUCUUUCAUGGCCCCGGAAAUCGCCAAGCAAGAGUUGCUAUCUACUAAGGCUGAUAUUUGGAGUCUUGCCGCCCUUAUAGCUGAGAUGGUAUCGGGUCCAAUUCGUCCUCUUUCCCGAAAUGAUGAACAAAGUCGAAAGUUGGCAAGGCAAAAUCAGUUCAAGAUUGUAAAUUUGCAUAAGCUCUCUAAAAAUCUUCAAUCUCUAUUUAAUACAUGUUUAACGCCGAAUCCCAAUGCACGGCCGGAUAUUGCUGGUGUGAAGAAGUUGAGGUUUUUCAAAUUCGUCGAUUGGGAUAAGGUUAUCAGUUCUUCCCUUCAACCGCCAUUCGAUCCUUCCACGUUUGGUUCUUCUCCGAGUAUUUCUGAUUGGGGUGUCGAUCCUUUUAAUCAAAUUCUUUUGGAUGCUGCCUUUGAUGAGCAUAUGCCCCUAAUUCGGAGCAAGUUGGAACUUGACCAUUCCAGACCGUCAGGUGGCAUUCGUUGUGUUCCAGUCAAACCUAACUACGAAAAACUUAAAAAAGCAGGGAUUAAUAUUGAGCUUAUUCAGGAUUACCUUGGUGAUUUCAACUUCGUCCAUCCCUCUCUUCGAAAACCUGAUUCUGAAGUCCCUGAAACUUUUGAAAAUAAAGAAGUUGGCGAAGUGCCUACAUCGCUUGAUGUUUCCCAGAUGUCAGUUGAAUUGGAACUUGUUCGUGAAAGGCAUUUUUCUCGUGAUUGA
This is a messenger RNA of Rodentolepis nana, 1239 nucleotides long. The record is from the annotation of a GenBank genome assembly. Lineage: Eukaryota; Metazoa; Platyhelminthes; Cestoda; Cyclophyllidea; Hymenolepididae.